ACUUGCAGCCUCGGACGCGCGGCGAGGCGGCCGCCGCCGAAGGAGCCCCCGCCCCUGCGCGCCGCCCUCCCGGGAGCCGGGCCCCUGCCUCCCUCCGUGCGCGCUACUGCUCGCGGCCGCCGCUGCCGCCGAAGAGGAGCCCGGGGCCAGGCUGUUUGCAGGUCUGGCGGGGGGCCGGGCGGCAGCAGUGGUGGAGAAGGCGGCGGUGGGCGAUGCCCGGGAAGCCCGCCCAGGCCCAUGUGGCACCCUAGGUGGGAUGCCGGCGUCCUGAAGGCCGAGGCCCUGGCCCUCCUGCCCUGCGGCCUGGGCAUGGCCUUCUCGCAGUCGCACGUGAUGAGCGCCCGGAGACACCAGCACAGCCGGCUCCUGGUCGAGGUGGACGAGUACAGCUCCAACCCCACCCAGGCCUUCACCUUCUACAACAUCAACCAGGGCCGCUUCCAGCCGCCGCACGUGCAGAUGGUGGACCCCGUGCCUCAUGAUGCUCCAAAGCCGCCUGGCUACACCCGCUUUGUCUGCGUGUCUGACACCCACUCGAGGACGGACCCCAUCCAGAUGCCCUACGGAGACGUGCUCAUCCACGCGGGAGACUUCACGGAGCUGGGGCUGCCGAGCGAGGUGAAGAAGUUCAACGAGUGGCUCGGCAGCCUGCCCUACGAGUACAAGAUCGUGAUCGCGGGCAACCACGAGCUGACCUUCGACCAGGAGUUCAUGGCCGACCUCAUCAAGCAGGACUUCUACUACUUCCCGUCCGUGUCCAAGCUGAAGCCGGAGAACUACGAGAACGUGCAGUCGCUGCUCACCAACUGCGUCUACCUGCAGGACUCAGAGGUCACGGUGCGCGGCUUCCGGGUCUACGGCGCUCCCUGGCAGCCCUGGUUUUAUGGCUGGGGCUUCAACCUGCCUCGGGGCCAGGCCCUGCUGGACAAGUGGAACCUCAUCCCCGAAGGCGUGGAUGUCCUGGUCACGCACGGACCGCCGCUGGGCUUCCUGGACUGGGUUCCUAAGAAGAUGCAGCGUGUAGGCUGUGUGGAGCUGUUGAACACGGUGCAGAGGCGCGUCCAGCCGCGGCUGCACGUCUUCGGCCACAUCCACGAAGGAUAUGGUGUCAUGGCGGAUGGGAGCACCACCUACGUGAACGCGUCUGUGUGCACCGUCAACUACCAGCCCGUGAACCCGCCCAUCGUCAUCGACCUGCCUACGCCCCGUAGCUCCUGACUGCCUGCCCGUCCACCUCAGCUGCACCUGCGUGGCCAUGAGCACGGAGCCCCACCACCACCUGCCCGGCUGGCCCCCACGGUGAGGCCCCAGGAUGGUCUGGCAGUGCCCCCAGACCCCGUGUACCCCGGCACUGCUCCAUGCUGC
Molecule: messenger RNA, 1365 nt
Organism: Ochotona curzoniae (black-lipped pika)
Lineage: Eukaryota; Metazoa; Chordata; Mammalia; Lagomorpha; Ochotonidae
Gene: MPPED1
Product: metallophosphoesterase domain containing 1
Exons: 7
Coding region: 238-1218 (326 amino acids)
Molecular function (GO): hydrolase activity
Source: RefSeq, a predicted model, not a curated record